AUGGAAAAUACAGCAAUGAGAUGGAAAUGGGUUGUUUCUAGUGUGGCCACGUUAUUGACACUGAUGAUUUCCGUGGCCAAUAUUAUGCACCAGUAUUUGAAUCUAUGUAAGCCUAAAUUACAGCUUUGUAUAUGUAGGAUCUUAACUAUGAUUCCAGUGUAUGCAGUAGUUUCAUAUAUAUCAUAUUUGUUUGUGGAUUAUGCAGCUCCGUUGAAUAUAGUAAGAGAUUGCUAUGAAGGGUAUGUAAUGUUUUCAUUUUUGCAGCUUUUAAUUCUUUACAUGGGAGGCGAUCAGGUCAUUCUAUCUGUAUUAGAGAGCAAAAAAAUUAAGGCUGAAAUAUGGCCCCACCACCAUUUCAACCAAUCAUUAAAUAUUGUUGGAUUGGCUUCAACCACUGGGAGCAUAGAUUCCAAUGAAGAAAUUUCAGUUAAUAUUAUAGAUAUUUAUCCAGACUGCUUCUGUGAGAAGAAAGAUAACUUAGAUGAAGUUUCAAUUAAUAAUGAUGGGAUAAGGGAAAGUGAAUCUGGAAGUCAACGUAUAAAGAUUGCGAGGUUCUACUCUUUUAUUAAGCUGGGAGUCCUUCAAUUUGUGGUUUUGAAACCCAUUUCAGCACUUAUUUCACUUUUUCUUGAAUCUGUUGGAUUGUAUGGAUCUGGAACAUUCUCCUUCAAAAGAGGGUUUCUAUAUAUUGCAAUUUUAAACAGUAUUUCGGUUUCGCUUUCAGUCUACUCCCUAUUCCUAUUAUACAUCUCAAUUUCUGAGCAAUUAGCACCUAUAAGACCAGUACUUAAAUUUUUUUGCAUUAAACUUAUCAUUUUUAUGAGUUUUUGGCAAUCUAUCAUUCUUUCCAUUCUCAACUAUUCUGGAAUUUACCCAAACGAGCCAAAUUAUACCAUUAAACUUCACAACUGGCUUCUUACACUAGAAAUGACUCUUUGUGCAAUUAUAUAUGGUGUUGCUUUCACAAUAAAAAAAGACUUUAAAAACUAUAUUGAAUCCAGCCAAGGGUAUGUCCAGGAUAAUGAUAACAUGGAUAAACUUUAUAAGCACACCAAUGCCCGUAGCAAAGAUUUUUUUGCUGAAAACGAAAAUGGUCCUAAUCACACUACUGACCUAACUCACCAGACUUCAAACAAACAAAACUUCCCUUCUAAAACUUCAACUCAAUCCCCACACUCCAUUUCAAAAAAUAUCAAGUUUAUUAUUAGCAGGUUCACCUACAUAGUAAACCCAAAAGAUAUCAUCCAAGACACUAUCAAUACCUUUAGAUUUUUUAAACUUAUUAGAAAGUCGUCUAGCGCUGAAAUUAGGCUUGGCAAAAAUCAUUCGGAUAUUCUUGUUAAUGCUACUGAUAUUAAGGAAAGAAAGAGGAAAUGGAAGCUGGCAUUUUGUAGCGCUCAGGAAUGCGUAAAUGCUUUGGAUUAUAUGCUUGAAAAUGGCUUAGAGACUCUUCUGAAUACACAAGAAAAACUUAGAAUGGAGGAGGGAUUUUCAGAAAGAGAAAAAGAAUUGAAGAUGAGGCAAAAUGAGUUUGAUUCAAUUCUAAACGAGACUGAGGAAGGUCUAAGAAAAGCCAUUGAAUCCGUGCUGAUUGAAAUUAAAAGUUUAUCUGAGGAGUGUAGACAUCUUGAAAAGGAGUUUUUGAAAAAGGCUUCGAACAUUCCGAAUAUAAUUGAAAACAUGAACAAGAACGACACUAAAUUUGAUUCUGAAUAUUUGGGUAAAAAAGUCACAGUAGAAGAUAUACACAACUUACAGAACACAAGGAAAGAACUAUUAGAACACCUUGAUCAACUAAGAAAAGAUGAAGAAGCUCUGAAUAAAGAAAUACAAAAUUUGGAAAUUAAAUGGAAUGCUUAUAGAAAGAAAACUCAGAGGCUUGAGACCGAAAUAUCCCUCAAAAAAACUGAGACUAGUCACCAGGCUAUUCAAGUAGAUGCUCAUAUCAAUCGUCGUCUAAGUACAUGCAAUAGUAUUCGCCCAGAUAAAGAGAAUUAUCAAAAUAUAAAUGAGGGAGGCCAGUCCCUAGAGCAAACGGGAACAAGGAGGAAGAGAAGAGACAGUGUUGUAAAAUGGAUUGGAAGACUUUCCAUAGCUAGUUCAGCAGAAGAAAAAAUUGAUCAGAUAUGUGAUCAUGAAUUAAACACCAUGAAAAUCGAAGAAAGUACUAAGCUUGAUACCUUACAAAAUAAUACUAACAUAAUAGAAGAUAAAGAUGAAGAAGUCCAAGGAGAGUUACAAGUGCUCAACCUGCUAAGUUUAGUCAAAAUUGAGCAACCUGAAUCUGAUGAAGUUCAACCCUCGAAUACCGGACCUCCAAGCUCUAUAUUGAAACUCAAAGUAGAUCCUUCUCCUUUACUAUCCAAGUUUUUGGAUCCGAAUUUUACAUAUUCUUCUGGCCUGGAACCAAUUUAUUUUUACAAAGAAAACUCUUCAAAAACCAACAAAUUUAAUGAGGGACUUUUCUCAAAGGGAGCUUUGGAUUUCUCAUUAAAAGUCAGAAAUCAAUGUGAUGGGAGUAAAAGCUUCGAAGAGAUCUCUAUGUGUUCACAAGGCCAGAAUGCACCAGAAAGAUCUAUUAAUAGUGAAGAUAUUGCACUUUUCAACAUUUUUGUUGGAGAACUUAAAAGAAAUGAAAACAUUCCCGUGUCUUCUAUUGGAAAGUUACUUUGCAGCACACUUAAAUAG
Molecule: messenger RNA, 2688 nt
Organism: Cryptosporidium ubiquitum
Lineage: Eukaryota; Apicomplexa; Conoidasida; Eucoccidiorida; Cryptosporidiidae
Exons: 3
Coding region: 1-2688 (895 amino acids)
Biological process (GO): transport
Molecular function (GO): transporter activity
Source: RefSeq, a predicted model, not a curated record